This is a messenger RNA of Brenthis ino (lesser marbled fritillary), 834 nucleotides long. NCBI's taxonomy places the organism in Eukaryota, Metazoa, Arthropoda, Insecta, Lepidoptera, Nymphalidae. The record is from the annotation of a GenBank genome assembly.
AUGGUUGCUUUUGGUAGUCUGGGUGCUAUGAGACUUCAUACACGACGCCACAAUCAUUUCAAAGGUUUAAAAGUGAUCAACUUUCGGUUUACUAAUAAAGUACUUCAGAACGAAGUGGAGGAGGCCAUCCUUAAUUUACACAUUCAAGAAAUAGAAUCUAGGCAUAAUAUUACUAUAACAGAAGAACAUUUUACCAUAAAUAUCCAAGUAAAUAGAGUAACGAGAAACAGUCAGGGGAAUAAAGCCUCUGUGCCAUAUGCUGAGAGUGCGAUAAAGAUGUCCAGGAAAGAUUUGAAGGUUGGGAAGUGGGUUAAGGUGAAUGUAACAAAUAUGGUGGCGGAGUUCUUCAGGUUGCCGAGAGAAAACCUGGCGAUUGUAGUGAGAGUGCAAGACUCGAAGUGUAAGAUGAGCUUGGUGGUACCACAUCCAAGCUCCGAAUCAAAUAAUGCAUUGAUGCCAUAUGUAGAAAUUAGUCUAAGGGACAAUUCACACAAAAGAACCAGAAGGAUGAUUGGGAUGGAUUGCACUGAAAACUCCAAAGAAGUUAGAUGCUGUAGAUAUCCAUUAUCAGUGAACUUCGAGGAGUUUGGAUGGGAUUGGAUCAUAGCUCCUAAGCAGUACGACGCUAACUACUGUAGCGGGGAGUGCCCGUACAGUUUCCUGCAGAAAUAUCCACAUACCCAUCUAGUUCACUUAGCCGCCCCUCAGGGCAGUGGUGGUCCAUGCUGCGCCCCGCGACGGAUGAGUAGCAUCUCUAUGCUGUACUUUGACCACGAUCUUAACAUCAUCUACGGAACUAUCCCCGGCAUGGUGGUAGAAAGUUGCGGCUGUUCA